Coregonus sp. 'balchen' is the source of this 9238-nucleotide messenger RNA. The record is from the annotation of a GenBank genome assembly. NCBI's taxonomy places the organism in Eukaryota, Metazoa, Chordata, Actinopteri, Salmoniformes, Salmonidae.
AUGGGCAUCCCAGUCCUCAAGCCAGAGUCGCUGACUGUGUGUGUAUAGUCUCUUGUCCAUUAGUCAUGUCUUACUACACUGCCUAGCCUGAUGUCACACAACCAGCACUACUUUUGUAAAAUAAUAUUUGUAUUAUUAUAUACACUACCGUUCAAAAGUUUGGGGUCACUUAGAAAUGUCAUUGUUUUCCAUGAAAACAUACAUUAAAUGAGUUUGAAUAGGAAAUAUAGCAAAAUGAAUAGGAAAUGUAGUCAUUGACAAGGUUAGAAAUAAUGAUUUUUUAUUGAAAUAAUAAUUGUGUCCUUCAAACUUUGCUUUCGUCAAAGAAUCCUCCAUUUGCAGCAAUUACAGCCUUGCAGACCUUUGGCAUUUUAGUUGUCAAUUUGUUGAGGUAAUCUGAAGAGAUUUCACCCCAUGCUUCCUGAAGCACCUCCCACAAUUUGGAUUAGCUUGGUGGACACUUCUUACGUACCAUGCAGUCAAGCUGCUCCCACAACAGCUGAAUAGGGUUGAGAUCCGGUGACUGUGCUGGCCACUCCAUUAUAGACAGAAUACCAGCUGACUGCUUCUUCCCUAAAUAGUUCUUGCAUAGUUUGUAGCUGUGCUUUGGGUCAUUGUCCUGCUUUGGGUCAUUUUCCUGUUGGCUCCAAUCAAGCGCCGUCCACAGGGUAUGGCAUGGCGUUGCAAAAUGGAGUGAUAGCCUUCCUUCUUCAAGAUCCCUUUUACCCUGUACAAAUCUCCCACUUUACCACCACCAAAGCACCCCCAGACCAUCACAUUGCCUCCACCAUGCUUGACAGAUGGCGUCAAACAUUCCUCCAGCAUCUUUUCAUUUGGUCUACGUCUCAUAAAUGUUCUUCUUUGUGAUCCGAACACCUCAAACUUCGAUUUGUCUGUCAUAACACUUUUUUCCAAUCUUCCUCUGUCCAGUGUCUGUGUUCUUUUGCCCAUCUUAAUCUUUUAUUUUUAUUGGCCAGUCUGAGAUAUGGCUUUUUCUUUGCAACUCUGCCUAGAAGGUCAGCAUCCCGGAGUCACCUCUUCACUGUUGACGUUGAGACUGGUGUUUUAUGGGUACUAUUUAAUGAAGCUGCCAGUUGAGGACCUGUGAGGCGUCUGUUUCUCAAACUAGACACUCUAAUGUAUUUGUCCUCUUGCUCAGUUGUGCACCGGGGCCUCCCACUCCUCUUUCUAUUCUGGUUAGAACCAGUUUGCGCUGUUCUGUGAAGGGAGUAGUACACAGCGUUGUACGAGAUCUUCAGUUUCUUGGCAAUUCGUCGCAUGGAAUAGCCUUCAUUUCUCAGAAAAAGAAUAGACUGACGAGUUUCAGAAGAAAGUUAUUUGUUUCUGGCCAUUUUGCGCCUGUAAUCGAACCCACAAUUGCUGAUGCUCCAGAUACUCAACUAGUCUCAAGAAGGCCAGUUUUAUUGCUUCUUUAAUCAGCACAACAGUUUUCAGCUGUGCUAACAUAAUUGCAAAAGGGUUUUCUAAUGAUCAAUUAGCCUUUUAAAAUGAUAAACUUGGUUUAGCAAACACAACGUGCCAUUGGAACACAGGACUGAUGGUUACUGAUAAUGGGCCUCUGUACGCCUAUGUAGAUAUUCCAUAAAAAAUCAGCAGUUUCCUGCUACAAUAGCCAUUUACAACAUUAACAAUGUCUACACUGUAUUUCUGAUCAAUUUGAUGUUAUUUUAAUUUACAAAAAAAUUGCUUUUCUUUCCAAAACAAGGACAUUUCUAAGUGACCCCAAACUUUUGAACGGUAGUGUAUAUAUUUUUUUAUUCUAAUUUUUCAAGGGGUGCUGCAGCACACUCAGCACCCCUACUUCCCGCGGCUAUGCACACAAUGUAAACUUAGAGUCACACUGUAUAUAUACAUAAUAUGACAUUUGAAAUGUCUUUAUUCUGUUGAAACUUCUGAGUGUAAUGUUUACUGUUAAUAUUUAUUGUUUAUUUCACUUUUGUUUACUAUCUACUUCACUUGCUUUGGCAAUGUUAACACACGUUUCCCAUGCCAAUAAAGCCCUUAAAUUGAAUUGAAUUGAAUUGAAUUGAAUUGAAUUGAAUUGAAAUUGAAUUGAUGCAGAAUCAUUUUUGACAUGAUUUUGCUGCCUCCCACAGGAAAGAAAAUUAAGUUGGCUACAUUGUGUUCACUUAUAACCUAAAUCACUUUAUUUGGCUCACACACCAAAUUAAUGUUUCCCCUAGGAUAAAAUUGAGAAUUUAAAGGGGCAUUUCUGUUGAUAUUGUUUUGCCAACUGACACAGAAUUUAAUGAUGAUUUAUUUAUCAUUAUAAAACAUAUUGUUCUUGGAUUGACAAAAUCUGUUGUUUAAUGCUUUCAGCACUCAUUUUACAACUGUAUUAAGACAACUAACUGUCUACAUCCUCAAAUCAUUUUUACCAAAUCAACUUUGCCAUUUUUCAAUCAUUUAAAUGCUGUUGUCGAUAAUAGCUCAUUGCAGUCAGUCUUUCAUUUGGCUUUCUCUAUCUAUUCAAUCAGAAUACUUCAAAGACCUGUGAAUGAGAGACUGGCUGCCCUUCCAAUGCCCCUCUGUCUGCCCACACCUAGACCCCCAACCAGUGCUCUCUCUCUCUCUCUCUCUCUCUCUCUCUCUCUCUCUCUCUCUCUCUCUCUCUCUCUCUCUCUCUCUCUCUCUCUCUCUCUCUCUCUCUCUCUCUCUCUCGCUCUCUCUCUCUCUCUCUUCCUGUCGCUCUGCCUCUCACUUCUCUGAAGCGGGGAUGUGCGCGCUAGAACAGGAAAUGAAUGAAGACAGAAGAGGCAGGCAAGCUGAGAACGGCACACACGCAAAGAGCACUCUCCCUCACACACAAACAUUAUCUCUCUCACACACACACUGCCCUGAGCUCCUCCAACUAGAGCUGGAACCUUUCAGCCCCAGGUGAAAAUACAGAAAGUGGAGGAGGGGAGUGGGGGCCGGCCAGAGGAAGAAGAAGGAGAGGGCAAGGGGGGAUCAGUGAGAAGAAAAGAGUGAAAGAGAGAACAGAGCAACCUGUUAGUGAGAUCUGGGACUCUGCUGAAGAAACCGUGGGAGCUGGGAACACAGGCUAUAGGAUGGUUCUGCUGUCCUCUUGCUCCAGGUACAUUUUCUGCAAAAACCUUUUAAUAGACAACUUAUUUAUGUGGUGAUUGUUGUACCUUAUCAAACCUUGUUACUCAAAAGUGUAUGCUGUAUUUUUUUUUUAGCUAUGGCAAGGGGUGGACAGAUGCCUUCCCACAGAAAUGUUGUUUGAAGGUUCUGUAGGGAAGUGGGACAUUUCAAGGGCGAGGGCUCUUAUUAGAAUGUUUGAAAACGUUAGAUGUACAGUGUGUGACUGUUGUUUGGCUGUUGUUGUCUGUGUUUGACCAAUCACAUGCUUAGUGAAAGGGUAAAAGUUCACCAUGGCUAUUGUGAUUCUGUCACAUGCGAAUCACUCAGGAAAAUUACGGUUGUGUCACAUGUUAAUCUCUGAGAAUGAUCUUGUGGUGUUGGGUCAACACCCCAGUGGUAAUGAUUCAUAUCCAUACAUAAAUAUUCACUUUCAGGUUACAUUUUCCGUUGCUUCCUGUGGCUAAUCUCAGCCUUUGAUUUUACGACAGCCAUACAUUCAGAGAUAGUAUGGGUGUCCCUUUAUAUUCCUCUCUUUCUCUGCUUUGUGUGUUAUGAGUGUGUUGUUGAGUGUGUUGUUGAGUGUGUUGUUGGGUAUGUUUACAGGACAGGAACAUAUAGAGUGUAUGUGUCCCUGUAGCGCUCAAACUACAUUCCUGCCCCUGCCUGGUUGGGGUGGGUGUGGAGGGAAAGAGGGGAGUGCCGCGGGAUCUUAAUUUGUAUCCCUCUUUUGUUGCUGAGAGUUUUCCUGCACCGCAGGAAAUGCAGAUGAGCUUUACAUACAUUCAUUGAAAACACACACUCUUACACAAGGUUGUUUUAACAGUAUUGCACUUUUCAUGUAGCCUACUUUUGGCCAGCUAAUAGCAUAACCACAGAUCAAGCAACAUUAUGGACUAAACGUUCAAAUCGUGUUGCUGCAGGAUUCAUUUGCUGUGACAAUAUAGGUCAAAUAAAGAUCCUACAUAUGUACAGGGCACAUUCCAGCAGGUCCACCCUCUCUCCUACUGAGACACUUCUCUGUCUCGCAAAUACACACACCAACACCACCACCUUGUUCAGGUGUUUCGGUGAAUUUUAGAAUGGCAGAAAUGAACUAUUGGUUCAAAUUGGUUAUGUGACUACAUUGUGGUUGCAUUAACCACCAUCACUGCUUUUCUCCUGAAUCCUUAACGCUCUAAGAUUAUGUGCCAUUGUUCUGCCUUGAGCUCAGCAUAGCCUGAUUGAAAGGUUAAGAAAAUUAGAGAACAGAGAGCAGUGCUAAAUUUGGAACGAAGUUUAGUGUCAAGGCCUGAGAGUGUGGAGCGCCACAGUUCAGAGGUGUCCCACAUUUGCAGGGGUAAACUAAGCAGCACAGCCUGACUCUUUUCCAUCCUGGACAUCCUGCCAGGAACUAGAGACACUGAGCGAGGUCAAAGGGAGCCCAACUAGAGGAAAAAGAGAGGUUUCCGUAUUUAAACACAGGCUGAAUGGGAUCUGCCUCCUCCAAUUGUUCUCCCUUUUCACCAGCCCUUUUGAGUUGGAGGGUGUUCCUCACCAGCACAGAUACCAACCCAGCAAACAGAGGAUGUUCGUUGAGUGUUAGAUAUUUGUUAUUUCAUGUUCUUGUAAGGUUUUGAGCCAAUGUUAAGACAUUAACACUACAACAGGCACUUUCUGAACACAAAAAGUCUACAAUCAAACAUGAUAAAGUUGUGAAAACAUUAUGCAUUGCAAGUAAUAAAUGCAUGUGUGUGAUGUCCAUUGAAACGGUACAGUGAAAGGCAAGAACAAUGUACAAGAUCUGUUCUGAAAACAUUUUGGGAACGUUUUGAUACCCCCAAAAAGUUGUUUGCCUGGAUUGGCACUCUUUUCUGACUUGCACUGACAUGAUGAAUCACUGCCUUGAGCAUAUCUAUCAUUCUUCUCCCUUUCUCUCUUUCCCAGAGGGAGGGAGUCACUGAAAUGUUCUCAAGUCGUCAAACAGGUUAUUUUGAUCUACAAAAAGCGCCCUGGUUCAAGCCUAUGAAACUCAACAUUUUCACAAAGCCUAUUUGUUAUGUCAUGUUACGAAAUAUUGAUAUAUGAGCAGGGAGCUUGGCACUGUGAGUUUGUGUGGCUUUAUCUCUGGAGCCGGGCUAGGCGCUCCCUUCUUGGGUUUCUGUUCCUUUGGUAAACCACAGGAUUGCCAUUCCGGUGGGCCAGCUCCCUCCCUCUGUUCAGUGUGGAACCGGUGGCUGGGCUGUUCCGCUCUCACCGUCUCCUCCCUCUGCUCUCUCAGGCUGUGGUGGUUCUGCCCUCUGCAGAGGACCCACUCUGCUAUUCAGCCAUGCUGGAGCAGGUUGUCAGAGAUAUAGGGAGGUUGGCUCGGCUGCUACAGAAGUAGUAGAUCUGACUCUGAACAGAUAUUCCACAAAACCUCCCCAAGGCCUAAAAAUGACUAUGGAAUGAUGUAGGUUAUUCAAUUGAAAUGCAUUGCCUUGCACCGGAGGUCCAUCUAAUAUGUCAUCCAGUUAUCCCGUUUUGUUGUUAGGGUGGAUGUGAGGGAUGUGAGUGGCUUACAGGUUCUAUGCAGAGGUGGAGCUGGAAGGGGCCAGUGUUUACACUGUAAACAGAGAUAAAGGGAAUAGUCAGCCACCAUGAUUUUUUCUCUCUUCCCUUUCUCUAUCUUUCUCCCCUCUCUCUCUUUCUCUCUAAACCCUCUUUCUCUCAUUUUCUCUUUAUCUAAAUUCUCUCAUCUCUUUCCUCCCACUGCAGCGACAGACACAGAAAGGAAAUAUCACAUGACUAGUCCUGCCUUGUCCCCUCUCCCUCCCCAGAGUUAUUUCUGAUAGUCAGUCCUUCGUCACUGGUUAAUUACCUGAGCAGUGAGCACAUCUGAUCACAUAGUAGAAUCAGGUUAGACCAGAAAUACAGACCAGACACGUUGUAGCAAUAGCAGACGUGCUCCAUGGGUUGUUCCACUGGUAUAUGGGAAUUGGUCAAGCUGCACUGUGUUGUUCUAAGAGAAGUUGGUGCAUAAGACAAAUCUAUUGAGAGGAGACACCUGUACAAGAACAUGUUGUAUGCUAUGUAGUGUUAAAAUACACUGUAAUUAUGUUUAACUACUGGUAUUUGGGCCUGCACACAAUGGCACACAUUAUGCAGAGUGUCAGUCAUUAGUAAUAAUGAAGAAAGCCAUUAAAUCUACCUGCAAUUGAGAAUACUGAUAUCAAAACAUAGAACAAGCAUACAAAUGCAAUGUAUUUUCAUUUUCAGUGUUGAAAUAGGCAAAUACCACCCUGUCCCCUUAGGUUAAAUAGAGUGUGUUUCCUUGUGGUCUAAGAUAAGAGAGACAUGGUAUAUUGAGAUCAGACAGAUAUGUGUGUGUCUGUGUGAUAUUCUCAAGAUGUGAGAGAAAGAGGGUUCACUUGGUUUCUAUGACGACAUGUUUUGACUGCUCUAAGUUGGCCUUGAGGUGGGAGGUCAACUUGUUCUCACUUUGACACGUCAUGGUAAGCUACUCUUAAACAAGACCAAAACAGAGUAUUAUGAGUUCACAAAUGUCAGAAUGGACAUGGCAUUUUCUAAAUGUGUGUGAGGUCUGUUUAUGCACACGUGUGUGCGUGCAUUGUAUGUGCAUGCAUGUGACCUUUCAGCUGAUCUACAGUUAGUACUAGGGUAUUAGUGUAGGGUAUGCUGCUCCCAGAUCUGUGAUGAGGGACGAUUUCCAUCGCGAGCACAUCCUGCUUCAUGAUGUCUGGCCCGCCAUGGACUGGUCAGUGUUAUGAUAUAUUUUGGCAUGUUGUUGAGAACAACACUACUUCUUCCUGCUUCUCUCUUUGUGUACGCCCCAGCCCAGCCAGCCCAAAGAGAGGAAGGAACUACCACUAAACUGUCACGCUUGCAAAUCAAGCAAUGCAGAUAUUAAUUAAAGUCCUGAAAAUAAGGCUUAUCCAAAUGAUUGACUGGGACAAACAAACACGCAGAGAGGAGAGACAGAAGGUAUUUAUAGGAUGUUUAAAGCUUAGGAAAGGCUUCCGGCGUUGUGAUUUUUCACCAAUCUGGGACAAAUCUGUAAUAUUUACAGUGACCAGCACCAUGAAAAUAUCAUUCUCUACCAAAUGACAUCAUACUCUACCAAACUAGUUAUUUAGUGUAACAAGAGGUGACUACUCUUGUGUAAUGAGUAACCUUGCCAGAGACCUGAAUACUUGCAUUGGCUCCCCAAGCUAAUGCCUAGGGUUUAGCUUAACAGGCUACCACAAUCUUGGGGCAUGCAUAGUCAGAACAAUCGUUUAGGGAAAGCUAAAAGUGAACAUAUGACAUGUUUUAAGCCCUAAAAUGGACAUGCAUAUCAACCAACUUCCUUAAAGGACUUAUAUAAAAUUUCUAAAUGGAGAAGAGCAUUAUCAUGACAUGUCAUUUACACAUGUUCCACUGUCACGCUGGAUUGACAGAUGUACAGAUGUGUCACGAGCAGUGAUCUAUGUGGUGGCAUAAUAUGGAGCUAUAGGGGGUUGACUAUUAUAUCUACUGGUAGUGUGUGUGUGGCCACUUGGCAGCUGGGUAAUCUUUGAAGUUCAAUAUUAUCUGUUGACAAUGGGCGUGGGUCGUGGCCAUCGAGAGAUCUGCCGUGUUUGCUGAACACCACACUGAGGGUGUGCACAUUCUGUAGUGUUGGUGUGUCAAGUGGAACGACCUAAUGUACACAUUCCCAUGUACAGUUAUAUACUAGCAUUUGAUAGUGACAAGAUCAUGUGUACUGCAAUAUGUACAUGUUUACAAACAUGAAGAUGUAUAUGUACAGAACAUACCGUAUAUUUACAAGAAUAGUAAGGUAAUGCAAUACUUUUGUAAAGUAUGAGUAAUGUAGUAAACCGAUUUGUUUUGUUUUGUUUUGUUUUGUUCCCUUUAGGAGGGCUGCAGUGGAGCCUUGACCGAUCUUGAGGGAAAGGAAGGGGUGGGUGGCCACGGCCGACACUGCCACAGCCACCACGCUGCCACAAUGUCUUCCUUGGUGUGCAGCAUGGGGCUGGUGCUGGUAGAGUUUGAGUACGAGUACAUGGGCCGAGACGGGGGCCUGGUGUCCAUCAAGCCCAACGAACGGUACAUCCUGCUGGCCAAGACCAACGACCACUGGUGGCACGUGCGCAAGAACGAGCAUGCAAGGCCCUUCUAUAUACCUGCUAAAUACGUCAAGGAGCUCCCCGCAGAGUUCCCAUCCCCGCUGGACUUUGCUGACCCGCCCAGUACCGAUUUGGUCCCAGUUCCGGUUCCUGUGCCAGUGCCAGUGCCAGUCCCAAAGCACUCCGUACCAGACCGGGCAGAAACGAGGGCGGGAGAUGAGGUGACUAUCCGCCUCCGCUCCCCAAAGAGACAUAAGAAGACUGAGCACCGCAUGUCCACAUUCGGCGUACCCUUAGAAUUCCACGACCCGCCCCCCGUGGCUUUCAAGCGCGGCGGGCUUAACGACUCGCUGCUGGGCCUUCACUCCUAUGUUGCCCCUGAGGUUCCCUUAACAGCCAACGAUAGUGCCAAACACAAGAAGCAAUUAAGCCUGGCUUCCGGUGUGCUCUUCGGCUCCUCCCAAACCCUGUCGGUGGAGGAGCCUCUCUCCCUGAACCCCCGAGUCCCCAGCUUCAGCCCAGCUGACCCCCUCCACCGGCCCUCCCAGCCCAUCCCAGUAGAGACACCCAUCAUUCCUGAUGCCGAGGUCACCGGUGGCGGGAUUCCCCACCAGGAACCUCUGAAAGAGCCGGAAUCUCCUCUGGAGCUGGAGGAGGAGGGAGAAGAGGAGAAAUCUAGUGUGGAGCCUGAGGACGAAUCGAAGGAGAAUAUUUAUGAAUCCAUUUUGGACCUGAAGCUGGAUGAGUCCCCUAUAAUAUUGGAGACGGCCCCGACUGUGAGUCCUGCUGCUGUGGCUGUGGCUGAACCUACACCUGUUAUCGCUCCCACUUCUCCAUCUCCAACACAGACACAGGUAAAAUUAUUAUCUGUAAAAGUAGUUGUAAGUAGUGAACCUGCAGUGCGGUUUGCCUUUUUGAUCGCAUUGGGGCCACAGUCUUUCCUUCACACUAUGUAUGUGCCUAUGAAAUGAUGACUGUUGAUUAAAGGUGAGGCCCUUCAUUACGUGGGGCUUUUAUGGGGCCUUUUACAGUUCAUAGAGUACUAG